This is a messenger RNA of Sus scrofa (pig), 1186 nucleotides long. It is a transcript of the gene ANGPTL7, whose product is annotated as angiopoietin like 7. NCBI's taxonomy places the organism in Eukaryota, Metazoa, Chordata, Mammalia, Artiodactyla, Suidae. Gene Ontology annotation, biological process: blood coagulation. The record is from RefSeq and is marked provisional.
GAACAGCAAAGCGGUAAGUCCAUCGAGAGCAGGAGUGUUAGGUCAUAAUCUGCUGCAGCUUUGCAAACCUCAGCUGGGCACAUCCAGGUCCUUCCUCACUCAGGCCCACGAAAGAUGCCGAAAAAGACUCUCUCGGCUAUGGCCUGGCUCUGCAUUUUCAUCGUGGCCUUUGUCGGCCACCCAGUGUGGCCACAGAAGCCCCCUAAGCGGAAGACACCUGCAGAACUCACUGUGCCUGCCUGCUGCGAGGAGGCCAAGGAACUCAAGGCCCAAAUUGCCAACCUAAGCAGCCUGCUGAGCGAGCUGAGCCAGAAGCAGGAAAGAGACUGGGUCAGUGUGGUCAUGCAGGUGAUGGAGCUGGAGAGCAGCUCCAAGCGCAUGGAGUCGCGGCUCACGGCCGCCGAGAGCAAGUUCUCCGAGAUGAACAACCAGAUCGACAUCAUGCAGCUGCAGGCAGCGCAGACUGUCACCCAGACCUCAGCAGAUGCCAUCUACGACUGCUCGUCCCUCUACCAGAAGAGCUACCGCAUCUCCGGAGUCUAUAAACUGCCUCCCGACGACUUCCUGGGCAGCCCCGAGCUGGAGGUUUUCUGCGACAUGGAGACCUCAGGUGGUGGCUGGACCAUCAUUCAGAGACGAAAGAGCGGCCUCGUCUCCUUCUACCGGGACUGGAAACAGUACAAGCAGGGCUUCGGCAGCAUCCGCGGGGACUUCUGGCUAGGGAACGAGCACAUCCACCGGCUCUCUAGGCGGCCGACUCGGCUACGUGUGGAGAUGGAGGACUGGGAGGGCACCAAGCGCCAUGCUGAGUACAGCCGCUUCGCUUUGGGCAAUGAACUCAACAGCUACCGCCUCUUCCUGGGCAACUACAGCGGCAGCGUGGGGAACGACGCCCUCAGCUAUCACAACAAUACGGCCUUCAGCACCAAGGACAAGGACAACGACAAUUGCUUAGACAAGUGUGCCCAGCUCCGCAAAGGUGGAUACUGGUACAACUGCUGCACGGACUCCAACCUCAACGGCGUGUACUACCUCCUCGGGGAGCACAACAAGCACCUGGAUGGCAUCACCUGGUACGGCUGGCACGGGUCUAGCUACUCCCUCAAACGAGUGGAGAUGAAAAUCCGCCCAGAAGACUUCCGGCCGUAAAAAGAGACAAAACCUGUUCUGCUGGAGGUGAGUGGAC